Molecule: messenger RNA, 5323 nt
Organism: Ixodes scapularis (black-legged tick)
Lineage: Eukaryota; Metazoa; Arthropoda; Arachnida; Ixodida; Ixodidae
Product: gastrula zinc finger protein XlCGF49.1-like
Exons: 3
Coding region: 163-912 (249 amino acids)
Biological process (GO): regulation of transcription by RNA polymerase II
Cellular component (GO): nucleus
Molecular function (GO): RNA polymerase II cis-regulatory region sequence-specific DNA binding; DNA-binding transcription factor activity, RNA polymerase II-specific
Source: RefSeq, a predicted model, not a curated record
AGAUUGCGCUAGAGACUAGAGUAAAAGAACAAUCCAAUCCAGUGCUUGAGAAUGGAUUCUUUUGUCACAGUACGACUGGUACGACCGUACGACGCGAGGACCCGAGCUGAACUUGCGUGAAAUACAGGGGAGUUCCCCUGUUAAUAAUAACUGUGCCAUUUCAUGUUGUGUCUGCAUCCUUGCAUCGGUCAUACGGAUACUGGAAACAUUGUGCCCACUUUGACAGGCUUCCCAACUUUGGAGCCCGGAGGUCGACUGGGAUCUCAUCUGCUUUUGGACGGACACCGGGAGGGAGUGCACAGUGUGAAGGAGGAGCCGCUUCACAGUCCGGCCUCCAGACCCGAAGGCGAGGGCUUCGACAGGGGGGACAGCAGCAGCCAGCCUGACUGCCAGGAACUUGUACGAGAUGGUGGGCGCCCACACCCAGAAGGCAGGGAGUACCAGUGCCUCCUGUGCCCCUACUCCAGCUACCUGAAAACUAACCUGACCAGGCACGAGAAGACGCACACGGGAGAGAAGCCGUUCAAGUGCAGCACCUGCCAGCAGACGUUCUCGCAGAAGGCCCAUGUGAGGCACCACCAGUGGGUCCACACGGGCGAGAGGCCGUUCUCGUGCGGCAUCUGCCACAAGACCUUCAUCCAGAAGGUGCACCUGACGGCCCACGGGAGGGUUCACACGGGCGAGAAGCCUUACCGGUGCGGCACGUGCGGGAAGGUGUUCUCUGAGAGGAGCUCGCUGACGGCUCACUCGAGGCUGCACACAGGCGAAAGGCCGUUCACGUGCGGCGUGUGUGGGAAGGGGUUCCCGCAGAGCUACUCCCUCAAGAUCCACCUGAUCAAGAGUCACGCUAGGGACGGACCCGCAAUGCCUCACGAAGACGUCGGCACUGACAGUUUGCCCCCCUUCCUCUAGUUCCCCUUAGGAUUGGUACAAGUGAAGGGAAUCACUAGAAGGGCAUUUAUGGUCUAAACCUUUUUUUUUGCGUACAUAUUUCUUUUUCUUAAUUGUCACAGAAGAAAUGACUGGUUAUUACUAGGUGUAGAGCUUGGCACUGUAGUCACUGUCGGGAUGAGAACAGCGGGGAGGUUUUUCACUCGUCCCGCCACCAGUGCAGGCUUCCUACCUUCCACGACACUUUGAUGUAUAGCGAGCUGUGAGCAUGCGCACGCUGCCAAAGCAUGGCGGGAGAGAACGGGUGCUUGCUGGAGGCGUCCGAAAGAGAUGCCCUGCCAUUCUACUCCCGUCGGGGACUAUACUCCAUUUCACGAUAACUCGGCGAACUGCGGAGGCUACGGUCAACGCGACUCGACUGGGGCGUUGGAGCAAGGCACGUGACACCACUUGACGUGACCGUUCGUGUCACUGCACCAAAUGCGAGAGCCGGAGGAGUUGGCCGUCGCCUGCUUUCCAAGUGUCGUUUGCUGCGAAACCAACCAACUUCAGAUGAACGUGUACUGCCGCAACGUUGUCGUCUGCUGGAGUAGAGAGUGCUUCGCAAACAGUUCAUGAGAACCCAUAUGCUCAAUUUAACCGUGAAUCUGUAACGAGUGGUAAUGCCUGGUCGAUGUUUGGAGUGGCAGCGGUCGAUUACAAGAUUGGGAUCGUUCGAAACCCACAUUCUUUGCGGAAAAGAGGUGAUCCGAGUGGAAAUAUUGUUGAAAUGAAACAAAUUUAUGUCUUUCUUCCGUGUCGUGUACUGUUGCAGUCAGAAGAGUCUGUGAUAAACGUGACUUGGGUACAAGAAAUGUUAUCGCGCUAGUUGCUUUUACGCAUCAUGUGGCUCUUAUAUUACGGCGCUCACCUGUCCCGCGCAAGUGUUUGGGUAGUGCAAUUGGUUGAACAGCGGACUAGACAUUUGCAAUUCCAGAAGUUCAAAUUGCAUUACUGUUCUUUUUUUUUUGUUUUUUUUUACAUUUUUAGAUUUAAUAACGUUAAAUAUUUACACCAUCAUCCGGUGCUUUUCUAUGUUUUGGUUCGCAAAAAGACAAAAGACUGUCGCAUUUUCCUUUUUUGUUUAUUUGAUGUUGCCUUCAGAAACAUGCGCAGGUUGACCUGCACAAGCUACUUUUGUUCCAAGUGCUUGCUUGUAUUUAUUAUUUUGUUGACUUCCGAAUAUCAUUCCGAUAAUAAUAACUGCAGAAGACUGGUAAAUAUCAACAACUUGCGGAAGAGUGAUUUUCCAGGCACGGGUUUGGAAGAGGAAUAGAAUCGAAAUGUGAGCAUUUAGGUACUCCCUGUUGCAAAUUGUUUUCAGUUUAUUCCUGGUUGUGCAGGUUUGGGCAGAACAAAGUUGAACUUGAGAGUUGCCUUGAAAGUAGAGUUAUCUUUUUGUACAUAGUCCUGUGCUCAGAUACCUUUCGGAGUUGAGUAUUUCAGCUUUUCUCCUAUAAAUGAGACAAAUCCAUAUCAAGAGAAGCAUAGCCACGAUGUGACAAACUAGAGACACGUGUGGCAUUGCACUCGCAGUUGCUCCGUUUUCAAUAAGUUAGUGGCUCUGAAAGAGCCGUUUCAAAAUAGUAAAGCCAGACUGUCUCCUGUAGUGCCGAUUGGCACAGCUCCUUGCUAAUGUCUCCAUUACCAAGAUCCCCAGCCCAGGUGAUCACUUGAGUCGUCUGUGGUGGAAUCUUCACACAACUGCAUCACAACGCUCUCCGUCAUUUCUGCCCAAGCCAUACAGUUCCCACAUCCUCUUCUCAGCAGUCAAGUUGUACUUCACGUAAGCCACCCAGUUGUCUGGAGUUGUCUUGGCAGCAGGCAGGAGAGCUUCAACAUCUUUAAGCUUGAACGUCAUAUUCAGGCUUGCAGCAAGCCGCUUGACCCAACUCCAGACGAGCUCCAUAGGGUUGAGCUGGCAGUGGUACGGUGGCAGACGAAGUAUGUGUCCAUGCUGCUCAGUGAUUGAAUCAAUGCGAUACACGUCAAGGCCGGUUCUCGGGCUCCUCCCCUUGGCGACGAGCUCCAGCAGUUCAGCAUUUUCGGGCACCACUGAAUGGUGUGGGUGGUCAGCCAGGACUGCAAUUCCUCCGGCGCGCGGCUCGUAAGGGAGGCAUGCAGCUUGACCAAGUGGCAGGAUGCAUUGUCCAUCACAAUCACGCUGUUGGGCUUCAGGUUGGGUAGCAACCUGCAGACAAACCACGCUUCAAAAUGUUUCCCAUCCAUUUCUCGAUGGUAGUCGCCAAAGCCCUUCUUAGUGCAGAAGACUCGAUCAGCACCGUGGAUGAACCCAUCUUCGCUGCCAGCAUGCACGAUGAUGAGGCACUCUCCCUUUCCAGACGAAUUCUUUACCUUGUGUCCUCUCACGAAGGCAUCUUGUGCAGACUGCACGGUAGUGUUCUCCCAUGCCUAUGAGGAGACGAAAAUCGGGAGCGAAUAUGGAUGUGGUAUCACUUUUUUGGUUUAAGGAUAGCCUAAACUUAUAAAUCUAUUAAUAUUCCCCUCUUAUUCUCGAUAUAACCUCGAUAGUGAUGGGAUCGCGUGAGUUCAAUUGCCGUUAAAAGAAAGUCAAGCAUAGAACUGCUUAUUGUCGCGGACGGCGCUGUUGCUGUGGCGGUAACGAGGCCCCACAGCCUCCCUGUCCUCCCUGUGCCGCGCUUCUGUACAAGGUUGUCGCGUGCCUCGCUUGGGCGCUCUUGUUGGGUUACGGUGGCCGCAGCCUCUUCAGUUGGCCAAGUUAUCCAGACACAGAGUAUAGAGUAAAUGUCGGUACGGUCAUCACGUUUGGCAGGUCACCUAGUGGACCAGAGAGCCUGCCUCUCCUGUUUCCGUUUCUCAACAGGGGAGCUCCAAGUACAUCCUCCAGUGAUUUGAAGUACCCCGUUGCAGUAUGCCGCAUUAUUGAGCAAUCUCAUUGAAGUACCCCGUUGCAAUGGUGCCGCAUUAUUGGAGCAAUCUCAUUGAAUGAAGCGUGUAAUUCAUUAGACUCAAGUGCACUCGUUGGGCUUUGGCUACUUUGCAUUGCCCUAUGCCAGAACAUACUUGGAUCUGUCUAGUGUGCAGAGUGGCAUUGCCAGCUGCUGUCUUGAUUACACUGUCCGACCCUUCUCUCCACGGCUCGGUCAACCUUUGAACUAUGCCAAGUUGAAGUCCGGAAUUAAUGCGGUCCACGAAUAUUCAGAUGUGCACUCUACAUGGCAGUUACACACGUGUGCUACCAGGUUGUAAAAUCCAUACCUGGACCAAAGCUGACCACAACAAGGCACUUCAGACCUCCCUGGUGUGCUCUCACAAUUCGGCGGCUGCUUUUGGAGUGACUUUCAGGAAGAUACCACAAGCAUGGAGCCAUCUGUUCAGCAUCCCAGCGAGCUUUUAUUGGUUGUGCAUCUCUAUUUUUGCUCGUAGUCUCCCUUCAAGGAGGCCUUUAGGUGCUGCGCUUGCAAGAACACCUCUGCCCGGGUGCAUGCCCCACUUAGGGCCCAUGAAGCGCGGCCUCUGUGGGAAGGUCUACGCAUUGUGAGGGAAAUGGAGUUUUUGCCCGAUGAAAUGUGCAAGAAAACCAGGCAACAGCUGUCGAAGCACGUGAAAAUCUGAGAAGUUUGCCCUAAAAGUUAAUAAAUUACAAAUGGUUGUUUUAAAUACACUGUUUAUGGGUAGUGCCGCUAAUGCAAUUUUACUAACGAGAAUUAUUUCAUCCCACGCUUCACGACGGUUCGUCGCAGUCUAAAACACGAGGGAAACAAUAAAAUCUGGAGCAUUUAACGUCGUCGUAAAGGAUAAAUGUUGAAAAGAGAAGGAGCUUGAAAACUGUAUUUUGCUGGCAGGUGUCAUUUCAUUUUGUAACACUCUUUCGCACGCAAGUGAAUGUCGUAGGCGAGUGUACGGGCAUAGUGUAAGAGCACUUCUCAGAAAUGUUGUUAUGUUUGGAUAGUAUCCCGUGUUUUUUUCUACGGUAGUGACCGGCAGUACUAUGUAGAACCAUGGGGCAUCUCUCUGAAAAGUCCAGCCUCUACCACCAUUCCCUCCUCUCUGUCAGCAUGGCCAUGUUCCAAAAUUUCCUCCAUCUUUUUCCGGGGUCAGGGCUUUGUACCUUGGCGUUCCAAAACCUACCCACAUCCAGCGGUUUUUCAUCUGUGUUGUCACGUGACACAAUCCGCCAGAGCAACUCGGACCCAUUCGGGUGAGAUUUGGAACACGGCCUAUAGCAUAACCGCCAGUCUAGCUUCCUCAAGAUUUUGGCAUUCUUAUGUCAUGCGGGCCGUACCGGCCGAGACGAGCCGCGUUUCAUGUUGACAUUUCUCCGUGUUGAUUUGUGUCGUAAAUAUUGUAAAAUGUCCAUUUCUUUUCAUGGUCAGUUUGGUGGAAUGCAAAUAAAUUAAUUUUCUGCGCA